AUUUAAAGAGUAGGCAUAGAUAUAAUUCAUAGUUACGUUUGUCAGUAGAACACAUCAUAAAAACAAAGAGAGGUUUUGUUCUGACAGCACACUCGACAUUUUUCGAAGUGAGAGUUAUCUAGAAAGCUCUAAUCAAUAAUGGUGUCAUUUCUUCACACACUUCUAGCCUUUCCUUUAUUGGUGUUAUUCCUUUUCAUGAAAUACAAAACCAGUAACAAGAACUCACCAUCAACCUUUCCAAGAGGUCCAAAAGGCCUUCCCAUACUUGGAAACCUCCAUCAACUUGACAUUUCAAAUCUCCAUAUUCAGUUCUGGAACCUCUCAAAAAUUUACGGUCCUCUUUUCUCCCUUCAAAUUGGUUUCAAGAAAGCCAUAGUUAUUUCCACACCUAAACUAGCUCAACAAAUUCUCAAAGAUCAUGACCAUGAUGUAUCCAGUAGACCCCCAUCACGUGGCACACAAGCACUGUCUUACAAUGGCAUAGACAUGAUAUUUUCACCUUACAAUGAUUGUUGGAGAGAGAUAAGAAAAAUCUGUGUUGUCCAUUUCUUUAGCUCCAAAAAGAUUUCUAGCUUCUCUCAUAUUAGAAAAUCUGAGGUCAAGAAAUUGAUUGAAAAGAUAUCUAAGCAUGCUGACUCUUCCAAGGUUUCAAACCUUAGUGAGAUUCUCAUGUCACUGUCAAGCUCUAUGGUGUGUAGAAUUGCUUUUGGAAAAAGUUAUGAAAAUGAAGGAGGUGAAAAAAGCAGGUUCCAUGAUUUACUUAAUGAGACGCAGGUCAUUUUCCUUUCCUUUUAUGUUUCAGAUUAUAUUCCUUUCAUGGGAUGGAUUGAUAAACUCACAGGCUCAAUUGCUCGUGUUGACAACACUUUUAAGUCCUUGGAUGCAUUUUUUGAACAAGUUCUUAAGGAACAUCUCAAUCCUAAUAAUAGCAAGAAAGAAGAACAAGAGAAGGAUAUAGUUGAUGUGUUGCUUGAGUUAAAAAAUCAAGGUCAUCUCUCAAUUGAUCUCACCAAUGAUCACAUCAAAGCUGUCCUUAUGAACCUACUUGUGGCGGCUACUGACACAAGUGCAGCCACAUCAGUUUGGGUGAUGACUGGACUAAUGAAGAAUCCAAGAGCAAUGAAGAGAGCUCAAGAAGAAGUUAGAAGCGUUUGUGGGAAAAAAGAGUUUAUAGAUGAAGAUGAUAUUCAAAAGCUUGUAUAUCUCAAAGCUGUGAUAAAAGAAACACUAAGAUAUUAUGCACCAGCACCACUAGCCCCAAGAGAGACCAAAAGAGGUUUUGUUCUAGAUGGAUAUAAAAUAGAACCAAAAACGUUAGUGUAUGUGAACAUUUGGGCUAUUCAUAGGGAUCCCGAGACAUGGAAAGAUCCAGAAGAGUUUUAUCCCGAAAGAUUCUUAAACAAUGAUGUUGAAUUUAAAGGACUAGGUUUUGAGUUGAUUCCGUUCGGCGGUGGACGUAGAAUUUGCCCCGGUAUACCAUUGGCAAUCGCUACAUUAGAAAUGGUGACUGCAAACCUUCUCAAUUCAUUUGAUUGGGAAAUGCCUGAAGGGAUGACAAAGGAAGAUAUUGACAUUGAAGGGUUGCCAGGACUUGCUAGACACAAGAAGAAUCACCUUUGCAUUGUUGCAAAACAUCACAAUUGAAUGCCAUAAGGCACUGUUUCUAAGUAUUGUAUCUAUCUGUUAGACUUCUCCUUAAGAAAAUGUUAUGUUUUAUUUAUUUGUAGGGUUUAUGUUUUGAAUAAAAGGGCAUGGAGGAGUUGAUUAGAUUAUAAUUAUUGAGUGGUUAACAAUUGGGAAGAUGAGAGGUCAAGGCUCUCGAAAUCCUUGAUAGGAAUUGUGUCUUUUGCACUUUUGUUUUUGUUUGGAUAUUUCCAAUUCUAUAGAAGUGUGUGAUUGUGUUCUA
Molecule: messenger RNA, 1906 nt
Organism: Lathyrus oleraceus (garden pea)
Lineage: Eukaryota; Viridiplantae; Streptophyta; Magnoliopsida; Fabales; Fabaceae
Product: 6,7,8-trihydroxycoumarin synthase
Exons: 2
Coding region: 139-1644 (501 amino acids)
Molecular function (GO): heme binding; iron ion binding; oxidoreductase activity, acting on paired donors, with incorporation or reduction of molecular oxygen
Source: RefSeq, a predicted model, not a curated record